AUGCCAGUCUCUCCGAGUUCAGCUACAUUCAUCUGCACUCGCUGUUUGCGAGCAAGAGCCAGGCCGAAUGUUUUAGGUUUUGCUUCUAAACGCGGCUUCGCAAAUUCGCCACACCACCUGGACAACGGCAGCUCAUCUACCCGCCAUGAGGAGAAAGAGCAGGGAGCAUUAUCGGCGCGGCUGCAGCAGAUGAGCGAAGAAGCGCUCGAGUCCGGCGGAUAUGGCGCUAGAAAGGCAAUUGAAGAGGCGGGUUUCGAUCCAGAGCUCAAGCGGAAACUCGAAGAACGCAUUGCUGGGGCAAACUUCAAAAGCAAGAACGCCAGCGCUUUGGCGCAAGCUGAGCUUCCAAAAAGUGCUGGUAGAGGGACGAGGGAUAUUGCAGGGGCGGCGCCGUGGACAGGCACCGAGUCUGUUGAAGACACCUCACUACGAAUGCUACACGACGCACAUAAGCCAUUGCGCGUGCCCCGAGGCUCUUUGGCUCCGCGCGGAGCACCGGUGAAAGUUGACACAGGCCGAUCCAGGAAUGAGCCGUCAUCGGGAGCUCGGCUGGCGAACGCACGCGACCGUACAUCAAUCUACACUAUAAUGAAAGACUCUGGCAUGACAGCUGAGGAGAGAGAGCAGUAUCGCAAGGAAAUGAAGGCGCGUUUCGCGCCUGAAGCUCGCAGCAUACCGGCGACAUUGCAAGGUCUGGCAUCCCUUGCGAACGAGCGAAUCGAAGAUGCCAUUGCCCGAGGCCAAUUCAAAAACCUCCCUCGUGGCAAGCACAUCGAAAGAGACUACCAAGCUAGCAGUCCCUUUAUUGACACGACCGAGUAUCUCAUGAACAAGAUGAUUCAACGACAGGAUAUUGUACCUCCGUGGAUAGAGAAGCAACAGGAGCUUAUUAGCACAGCGAACAAAUUCAGAGCUCGGCUCCGCAAUGAUUGGAAGAGGCAUGCUGCACGGAUGAUUGCGAGCAAGGGCGGGUCGCUGGAGACGCAAAUACAGCGUGCCAAAGCGUAUGCUGCGGCUGAAGCCAUCAUCAAUCCGCAGAAGAAGAAAGUGGAACAAGUAAACUCCGUAGACUCGCAAGGUCAUCUGUCUCAGAUUACCUUGACAGGGGAACUUAAAGUCUCAAGCACCCCCGGUCAGGAUAAUGCGAACAAUCACAUAGAGAUCAAGGAGACGUCAUCGGUUGAGAAAUCGCACCUGGCGUUCAUAGAAGACAAUGAUGUCGACGAAGCUACACGAGCGCCUGAAGACAAUCCUGCAAGCCCGGUGCAACCUGCGCCGCAGGUUUUUCGUGAUCCAACAUGGGAGGCCAACGAACGUUCCUUUCACAAACUGUCGAUCGAGAAUCUCAAUUCGCUUUGUCGCUCAUACAAUCUGAUGGCUCCGCAAAUGGCGCAGAGGCCGUACUACAAUUUGGAACGAGAGUUGAAGAGCUGCUUUGCAGAAGUGGCACCUCAGCUGGCCGACGAAAUCAGAGAACGUGCGACAAAGCGCAAGGUCAACGUGGAAGUGAUUGGUCACCGGCCUGGCAGCUUUCUUGAGCAGGCCUUUCAGGCUGAGAACACGCGAGUUUUCGACGAAAACUUGAAGGUGAAGGGGUACGGCUUCAGGCAGUUUUGGAAAGAUCUGUGGAAUAGAAACAAAGACAAGAAUGGUGUUUCAUGA
Verruconis gallopava is the source of this 1662-nucleotide messenger RNA. RefSeq lists its product as uncharacterized. Lineage: Eukaryota; Fungi; Ascomycota; Dothideomycetes; Venturiales; Sympoventuriaceae. The coding region runs from base 1 to 1662 and encodes 553 amino acids. The transcript has a single exon. The record is from RefSeq and is a predicted model, not a curated record.